Messenger RNA from Micropterus salmoides (largemouth bass), 3831 nucleotides. Its product is annotated as copine-3-like. Gene Ontology annotation, cellular component: plasma membrane. NCBI's taxonomy places the organism in Eukaryota, Metazoa, Chordata, Actinopteri, Centrarchiformes, Centrarchidae. Gene Ontology annotation, molecular function: receptor tyrosine kinase binding; calcium-dependent phospholipid binding. The record is from RefSeq and is a predicted model, not a curated record. Gene Ontology annotation, biological process: ERBB2 signaling pathway; cellular response to calcium ion. Bases 176 to 1792 code for a protein of 538 amino acids. The transcript has 16 exons.
UCUUGGUGGGCGUAAUUUUUGCGUGUUGAAGGCAGGAACCUCAGCCAACAUCUGCGAAACAUUUACUUUCGGAAGGAUACCACUCUACCGCGUAGUAACAUAAGUGAACACCAGCGUCACCCAGGAAAAUAUUUUCUUCGUGUCUCAAACGUUCAACGCAUGUUGCAGGUCAGACAUGGCUGCUCAGUGUGUAACCAAGGUGGAGCUUACUGUGUCCUGUGAGAAUCUCCUGGACCGAGACAUCGGCUCAAAGUCUGACCCUCUGUGUGUCCUUCUAAUGAGCAGCUCUGAUUCCCAGUGGUAUGAGGUGGGGCGCACAGAGAAAGUCCAGAAUUGUCUCAGCCCAAAGUUUGCAAAAAAGUUUGUUGUCGACUACUAUUUUGAAAUAGUGCAGAAACUGAAGUUUGGGGUUUAUGACAUCGACAACAAAACUAUUGACCUGAGUGACGACGAUUUCCUGGGGCAACUGGAGUGCACCCUGGGCCAGGUUGUGUCUAGUAAAAAACUGACCCGACCACUCGUCUUGAAGAACAAGACCCCUGCUGGAAAAGGGACCAUCACAAUCAGUGCAGAAGAAAUAAAAGAUAACAGGGUGGUGAACUUUGAGGCUGAAGCAAGAAAACUAGAUAACAAGGAUUUCUUCGGGAAGUCCGACCCUUACCUGGAAUUCUACAAGCAGACAGAAACUGGGUGGCAGCUGGCUCACAGGACAGAGGUGGUGAAGAACAACCUGAAUCCAACAUGGAAACCCUUUCGAAUCCCCCUGCAGUCUCUCUGUGGAGGAGACCUGGAUAAACCUAUAAAAGUCGAGUGUUAUGACUAUGACAACGAUGGCUCUCACGAUCUUAUUGGAACCUUUGAGACCACAAUGACACGCCUCAAAGAAGCAUCUCGAACAUCUCCGGCUGAGUUUGAAUGUAUCAACAGUAAAAAGAAACAGAAGAAGAAAGGCUACAAGAACUCUGGUGUUGUGAGUGUGAAGCUAUGCCAGGUGGUGAGGGAGUAUACCUUCCUGGAUUAUAUCAUGGGAGGCUGUCAAAUCAACUUCACUGUGGCUAUAGACUUCACAGGCUCCAACGGGGAUCCCAAGUCUCCUCAGUCUCUGCAUUACAUUAGUCCUCAGGGCGUUAACGAAUACCUCUCUGCUAUCUGGUCCGUAGGCAAUGUCAUCCAGGACUAUGACACUGACAAGAUGUUUCCCUCCUUUGGCUUUGGAGCACAAAUACCUCCGACAUGGCAGGUUUCCCACGAGUUUCCUCUCAAUUUCAACCCAUCAAAUCCAUUUUGUGCAGGCAUUGAAGGUGUGGUGGAGGCCUACAGGAAGUGCCUGCCACAGGUCAAACUCUACGGUCCCACCAACUUCUCCCCUAUCAUCAACCAUGUAGCCUGCUUUGCAAAGCAAGCCCUUCAGCAGACCACUGCAUCACAAUACUUUGUUCUCCUCAUCAUCACUGACGGGGUGAUCACAGACAUGGAUGAGACGCGCAGUGCCAUCGUCAACGCCUCUCGCCUGCCCAUGUCUAUCAUCAUUGUUGGAGUAGGAGGUGCAGACUUCAGUGCCAUGGAGUUCCUGGAUGGAGACGAUGGAAGUCUGCGCUCUCAGACUGGCGAGGCUGCCCUGCGAGACAUAGUCCAGUUUGUGCCAUUCAGGCAGUUCCAAAAUGCUCCUCGGGAAGCACUCGCAAAGAGUGUGUUGGCAGAAGUACCAGGUCAGCUGGUGGACUUUUUUAAUACCAUGAAGCUGAGUCCACCCAACCCCAGUCCUGCACCAAACCCUUCAGGGACCAUCUGAUGCUACAGGGAAGAAACCAGACACAGACCAGUUUCAUCUCCUGCAGCGACAAAGCAGAUCCCAGCUUCAUCUCAUUAUGCAAUUAGACAAAUGUCCUUCCUACACUUUCCUAACUUGAGCCUUUUAUUCACUGCAUGCAGUUUAGCCAAAGACAGCUGCCCCAACCACAAUACAUCGUAAGCAAUCAGCUUCAUCAACCAACCUGCGUCUUCUGUUAAGUGUAAAAAUAGACCUAGUUAGCUAUCAUUUUGAAAGAGUGAUGGGCAUUAUUGAAAUAAUUAAUUUAGUUUUUUUUUUUUUUUUACUAGAGCCCGACCGAUAUGGGAUUUUUAAGACCAAUCUUGAUAUUUUAGGAUUUUAAAAUCCGAUAUGCUGAUAUAUCAGCCGAAACGCAUACAAAGCUUAUCCCUAACAUAGCCAAUAUUUUUUGUCAGGCAGUAGGCUAGUUAUUACCUUCAAUCUGCCACAAUGACUAUUUUUAAUGUAGCAUAAUCACAUCUAGUUUAUCCCUUUACCAGCUCUCUUUUCAUUCUAUACAAAGCUACGAGAAUUUUUCUACCUCCAUUGAUGACACAGUCACCCAGAGUAAACUAUACUGCUGAAUGCAUCUAAUGCUACAUGACUGUCUAUGAGGACUCGCAGUGUUGAGGUUUCACAUUUGAAAGAGGAGGCAGAUAACUUUGUCUGUCAGGAAGCCGUGGUAGAUACUAGUUGAGCUCACAUUUAUUUACAUGUCCCCUCUGGUUGAAUCAUAUCUGAUGCAACGACUGUAACUACAGACGAGUGGUCCCUGGUAGACCUGUUGUUAACACGGGAGUUGCAGAGGGCCCUCUGGUGGGCAAACUGUGCAACACUCUUAACGUGAGUGAAGGAUCUGACUCUUUUUUUGUUUGUUUGUUUUUUUUAAAGUCAUAAAUCGGCUGUUAGAAACACAGAUAACGAUUUUAUCUGCAAUUAGCUCAUAUCAGCGAAUAAUAUCUGCAUACCGAUAAAUCGGUCGGGCUCUAAAUAUAACAGAUAAGACAAACAGUGCAAAGAUUUAAAAGCAUUCAUUGUUUCUGUGGUACUCACUAAAACAUGACAUCUUACAUUUGAAACUGACUUACUAACUUUUUUGUAAUGUAUCGUAAUAAGUGUUACUUUUUUUUUGCCUGUUUGAUGGUUCCUGCAUCAAACAUUACAAUAGUUAUGAAAAUGCAUUUACACGGGGUAGCUCACCUGGUACAGCAUGUUCCAUGUAUCAGGGAGUCCAUAGCCUUUUGCUGCUUGUCUCCUCUCUCUCUCCCAUGACUUUCCUGUCCCUCUCUCUAUAAAAUAAUAUUAUGUUUACAUCUACAGAAAAAUAGCUGCACCACUACUAGUACCAUAACGUACAUAUGGCCAAGUAGCUCUAGUUGAAGCUGUUUUGAAACUCUAUAUUUACAUUAAUGUUUCACAUACUUUCCUGUGCACUCACCUAUAAUAAUGUACUACAAAGACCAAGGUUUAGUUAUUUUACCAAAUGAAAUGCCAAACUCUGUGUGGGUAGUAAACCCUUGUAAUCCAGAGCUAUAUGUACCUUAAAGUAUGAAUCUGAAAUAUUGUGAUAACUAGAAAGUAGUCUCACUGUAGGUUUUGUUGUAUUGUCUGAGUCUCAUGACAUAUUGUAUGUUUGUAAAUUUACUGUGGUCUACCAUCUUGCCAGUUACUUUUGAUUACUUUGCCUUCCACAUAUAAAGUAGAGUAGCAGACACCAUAGUUCCCUGGACAGGGACACAGACAAAGAAGUGUUUUUCCAGUGAUCUGGCUAUUGACUUUUGAUUUAGUCUGACAGUAUAAAAACUAGAUACAGUAGCAUUUAUUAAAAUCUAUGCAUGUUUACUGCAAGUGUGUCUGUUUUGAUUUUCAAUUGUUCUUAUAUGGUCGUAUAAUGAAGUCUAUAAAACAUGUAUCUGAUGUAUACCAAUGUGUACCAGUUUCAGUGCUCUAACGGAAAUGGGUAAUGUGCAGACAUUGUAUCAAGCUUACUAAUAAAGUGCCUCUAAUUAAUACAAACUGAA